Messenger RNA from Oncorhynchus nerka (sockeye salmon), 1415 nucleotides. Its product is annotated as voltage-dependent calcium channel gamma-7 subunit-like. The transcript is spliced from 5 exons. Gene Ontology annotation, molecular function: voltage-gated calcium channel activity; channel regulator activity. Lineage: Eukaryota; Metazoa; Chordata; Actinopteri; Salmoniformes; Salmonidae. The coding region runs from base 1 to 1026 and encodes 341 amino acids. The record is from RefSeq and is a predicted model, not a curated record. Gene Ontology annotation, cellular component: postsynaptic density membrane; AMPA glutamate receptor complex. Gene Ontology annotation, biological process: calcium ion transport; neurotransmitter receptor internalization; neurotransmitter receptor transport, postsynaptic endosome to lysosome.
AUGAGUUCGUGCAGUAGCAGAGCGCUGACUAUUCUGUCCACGGUGUUUGGGGCGUGUGGUCUGCUGCUGGUGGGCGUGGCUGUGUCUACAGACUACUGGCUGUUGAUGGAGGAGGGCAUCGUGCUGCAGCAGAACCAGAGCAUGGAGGUCAAGAUGGCCCUGCACUCUGGCCUCUGGAGGGUCUGCUUCGUGGCGGGGACAGAGAACGGGAGAUGUGUGGCGUCAGAGUAUUUCACUGAGCCAGAGAUAGAGAUCACCACAGAGAAUACUGCUAAUAUUCUUAAGAUGGUGCGGACGGCCACUCCGUUCCCCAUGGUGUCUCUGCUCUUCGUCUUCACGGCCUUUGUCAUCAGUAACAUCGGACACAUCCGGCCCCAGCGCACCAUCCUUGCCUUCGUCUCCGGGAUCUUCUUCAUCCUCUCAGGCCUGAGUCUGGUGGUGGGGCUGGUGCUCUACAUCUCCAGUAUUAAUGAUGAGGUGAUGAACAGACCGAGGGAGCCUGAACAGUUUUUCAACUACCGCUACGGCUGGUCGUUUGCCUUCGCAGCCUCCUCCUUCCUACUCAAGGAGGGGGCUGGGGUGAUGUCAGUCUAUCUGUUUAUGAAGCGUUAUGCUGAGGAGGAGAUGUACCGCCCCCACCCAGCCCUCUACCGCCCCCGUCUGUCUGAGUGCAGCGACUACAGCGGCCAGUUCCUCCACCCUGAGACCUGGCCUCCUCCUAAGAGGGGCCGCAGUGACUCCCGGGCCUCCAGCGACAUCUCCAUCCAGAUCAACCAGACCCCCCCGCAGCCCACCAAAAAAAACCUGCAGGGCAACCAAGGUGGGGGCAUGGGGUCCAACAUGGGCCCUGGGUCUGGGUCCUCCUCUGGAGCUAGCUACCAGCUGCCCCCACCAUCUGGGGCCUACAACACCCACACACUCCAACACCAACACUCACACGGUAACUCCCAGGCCAUGGCCAUGCCCCCUUCCACCGGCCCCCCUCAUUACCACACACACAUGCACAUGGACGCCUCCCCCUGUUAGAGAGAGGGAGCGCAAGGGACAGGGACAGGGAGGAAGUAAGUGUGGAGAGCAAGAAAUAUGGAGUAAGUGUGAAAAGGGAGCGUGAGAAUGAUUGAGGGAUUAGUGUUAACAUACAUUUGGUAUUAAAAACUGAGAGAUGGGAAGAGAGAGAGAGAGAAAGAGGGUUCAGGAGAGGUGGAAGAGUUGUCAAGGAUAGAGAGAUGAGGGGGAUUUUUACAAUUUUAUUUUACCUUUAUUUAACUCGGCAAGUCAGUUAAGAACAAAUUCUUAUUUUCAAUGACUGCCUAGGAACAGUGGGUUAACUGCCUGUUCAGGGAUGGAGAGAAAGUGACGGAGAAUAAGGUAUGUGAUUUCUUGAAAGAGGUUUAGAGGUUAGAAUCUGUGACAAA